AUGCUGAGAUGCUGCACAGUGUGUUGUGGUGUUCAGGAUGGUGGAUCUCCCAGAGAGAAGAGCUUCUUGCUGGCCUCUCAGUGGUACCCAGAGGUGAUGAUCCAGAUGGACAGAGCAAUAAGGCGCAUAGAGCCAUGGAAGAUUGCAGUCGUCGUGUCGGUGAUAGUAGGCUUAGCCCUCAUCAUUGGCUUGCUAACAUUUCUUCUGUGCCACGAUCAAGACAGGUAUUACAAUGCAUCUUUCCUAAUCACCAAUGUUGACUACAAUCCUCAGUAUGAAAGGCAAACUACAGAUGAGUUCAGGAACCUAAGCAAAGAUAUUGAAACCAUGAUAUCUGAAGCAUUCAGGGGGUCCUUUCUGAGUAAAAGAUACAUCAGGUCCCACGUGGUCAGUCUAAGCCCAGAUCCUGUUGGAGUGCUUGCAUCUGUUGUUCUGGUAUUUAAAUUUCCCUCUGCUGACAGUGAGGCAACGACCUGGGGUCAAGUCAGCCGUGUGUUACUCAGAAGGCUGAAAGCAACCUCGAUGUACCUGCAUGUUGACCAGUCUACCAUUAGACUCACAGAGUUGAACAAGGAAAAGGGAGAUAACCUUUUAAACAACUGCUGUGGAAUACGAAGACAGGCAUUCUCCUUCUCAGGAGUGGAAAGAAUAACUGGUGGGCAGCAUGCACAGGAGGGAGAAUGGCCAUGGCAGGCGAGUAUUCAGCUCGAUGGGACCCAUCGCUGUGGUGCGUCAAUCAUCAGUAACACCUGGCUGGUGACUGCAGCCCACUGCUUUAGAGGAGUAAGAGAUCCUCAGAGGUGGACUGACAGCUUUGGAAUUCUGCUGAGACCUCCAAAACAGAAAAAAUUUGUCCGGAGAAUUAUUGUUCACAAGAGAUAUGGUGACCAUCUCCUUGAUCAUGAAUAUAAUGUGGCUGUUGUGGAACUUGCCUCUGCUAUUGAGUUCACAAGUGACAUGCACAGUGUCUGCCUUCCUGAAGCAUCUCACAUUUUUCUAGACAACAUUUCCUGUUCUGUCACUGGGUGGGGAGCUUUGGAGAAUGAUGGCUAUAGUGUUAAUCAGCUUCGACAAGCAGAAGUGAGAAUUAUAAGUACGAAGGUUUGUAAUAGGAGACAAGUGUACGGUGGAGCGAUAACACCUGGAAUGUUGUGUGCUGGAUACUUGGAGGGGCAGGUGGAUGCUUGCCAGGGUGACUCUGGUGGGCCACUGGUGCAUGCAAAUUCCAGAGGAAUCUGGUAUCUUGUGGGAAUAAUGAGCUGGGGAGAUGAAUGUGGCAAGCCAAAUAAACCAGGAGUAUACACACGAGUGACUUACUAUCGAAACUGGAUCCACUCCAAAACGGGCAUCUGA
Molecule: messenger RNA, 1353 nt
Organism: Prinia subflava (tawny-flanked prinia)
Lineage: Eukaryota; Metazoa; Chordata; Aves; Passeriformes; Cisticolidae
Product: transmembrane protease serine 11E-like
Exons: 10
Coding region: 1-1353 (450 amino acids)
Biological process (GO): proteolysis
Molecular function (GO): serine-type endopeptidase activity
Source: RefSeq, a predicted model, not a curated record